AACAAUAAAAUACAGUUCGAAUACAAAGUCGCAUCAGAAGUUCUCUCAAUCAUUUCGGUUUGUUACAAUAAUAGAACUAAAACACUUCAAUGAGUUUGUUGACUUCUCAACGUCGUUUAUCUACCGAGAAAAUUGUUUACGAACGCCGGCAACGUCGUAGAAAUAUUCGAAUUCGACCUUGCGCCGCCCUUGUUGAUCGAGUGUGGUGCUGGUGUCCAAACUUUACGGACGCUUAUAGCGUCGACGUCGAAAAAUAGACGUUCAACGUCUUCAUGUACCAAUAAGAACUGUUGUGAUUCGAGAUAAUCUGCCUACUUCAUGGCAUCCGACGGAGAAAGGUGCGGGGGACUUGGUUCUUUUUUGGCGAUGUCCUGCAGAGGACGAGCAGAAGCUUUUGCCAGAAGAUUACACUCAAAGUUGAAAUCUUUAGGUACGCAUGACGAUAAUGAAUCAGCAGACGAAAGCAGCUGGUUGGCAGCUAACGAAAACCCUAUCACUCUAUCUCAACCCGCUCAUUCAUCUAAUCCGGAACAAUUUUUAGAUUUGGAUAUGCUUGAAUCUCCCGGCAGUCCCGAAGAAGAACUAGAAGAAGUAGACUUGAACGUUUUAAACAAAGAUACAUUACAUACGACAGACACUUCACGGCUCAAUCAACAAACAGUCCAAGCACAAGUAACUGUCCUAGCAACGACAAAUAAUUCAACGAACGAUAGCGAUAGCGAUGGAACCUUUUACGAUACAGAAGAUAAACGAUUAUUGAACCACACUAACGGCAUAGACAUGUCAGACAACGAAAUGUGCAUCAACUCUCAAGAGUCUGAUUAUUCAUCACAGCAAAUGUUGUCGAUAAGUGAAGAUACGUCGAUGUUGAGUUUCAAAGAAGACGAAUUGAGUCUCGAUGUUGAUACUUCCUUAUCGGAUGCACCGAAAUGUAACGGCGACGUAAGUGAUAACAGCAACGUGAGAAUAAUUAUCAGUGACGAUAUUAGUGUUGAUACUGAUCGUGUAUAUCCUAGUGAAAAUCAAGAUUCUCAUUUACUAACUGAGAAUAACGUAGAUGACGAUAAAGAAGAAGAAGAAGAAGAUAUCCAACAGCCAAGAGUGAGAAGAAGUACGUCUUUGAAAAGUGGAAAAACGCCACCUGGGACGCCGGGACAGAAGAAAUUUGUUAGAUUCGCUGACGCGCUCGGUUUAGAUUUAGCCGACGUGAGAACGUUCAUGGAUGAUAUACCGAAGAUACCCACAUCGGCUUACGAAGAUCUGGAUGACGUCGAUUUUGGAGAAUCCAUUUCGAAUGAAUUCCUAUCUAGCAUGAUAGGUAGAACUCAACCUAAAGCGGAAAAAUAUCUCUUACCCAUGUUCCAACAACCAGUAGGUCUUCCGAAUUUCUUGGAUUUGGUGAGAGAGCACAACGUAUGUUUGGAAAACGUUUUCGUGGAGGAUCCCAUUUCGCUAUCGCUGAAAGGUACAGUGCGCGUAAGGAAUUUGGAUUUCCACAAAUCCGUUCAUAUCAGGUACACGUUGGAUUCUUGGCAGACUUUCGCGGACGUUAAAGCUACUUACGUCGAUAAUUCUUGUGAUGGAUUUUCGGAUAAAUUCACGUUUUUGUUAUACGCUCAUACUUUGUCGAUAGGUCAAAAACUGGAAAUGGCGUGUCGGUUUCAGUGUAGGGGUUGUCAGUAUUGGGACAAUAACGGUGGUUCUAAUUAUUGUUUUCAAUGUUUACCAGUGUCGCAUAGUACUACUUCGACGACUAAUACCGCGGCGCAAAUGCAAGACGAAUGGACAGGUGCCAGUUUUUACUAGUUAACACGCCAUUUCAAUAAUACUCGGAGCUAAAUGACAAUGGCGUAUGAUUGAACGACAGAGUCUCACGUGAGACGAGAGGAAAUCAAAAUGGAAUCGUUACUGUUGUCUUCAGUAAACGAAUUGAUAAAAUUUUUUCAUGUGUAAGUAAAGAGACGAAAGCAUUUUUCGUUAAGUGCCAUAAAAUUAUAUUAUAUAAGCAGUGAUGAGUGAAUUAUUGGGAUACAGUCUUCCACAUAUCAUAUUAAAUAUAUUUUAGGAUAAACUCCGUUGAUAUUAUGUACUUUUUAUGUUUUUUCUUUGUCUUUUCAAUUGUGUAGUAUAACAAACUAAAAUCGAAAUUGAUCAGUUACGUUUCUCUAAAUAAUUUAAUUCAAGUACGACUGGUACAGAUUUUCAACUGUUGUACGCAUGCGUUCAAGAUUAACGACUGUCAACUGUUUAGCGUAGAGCCAGUUUAGCCGUGGCACUAGUUUGUAAAGGGGCUAUUUUUUGCCGUAAAAAUAAUCGACUUAAAAAUACGGAUUGUUGUGAAAUUUCUCAUGAAACCUGGAAAAACUACUACUGAAAUUUGAAACAAGUGUAUUACAUUGAAUAUUUGUCGCUUCCAUGUAUUCUUGGGGGUUUAAGCGUUUUAAAGAUGGCCGAAAAGAUCUUGAAGAUAAUUCACUUUCUUAUCUUGUUCAAUCUUCUGUCUGCUAAAUAAUCGUGCGAUUUCUGAAGCUAUACGAAUUGACCUAUAAAUUUUAUCAUACGAAAAGUGUGUACGAAUCUGGUACCUAAAACCUUCACAUUUAAACAACAAGAAACCCGCAAAAAAUUUGUAUUGAAACUUUAAAUGCUAUUGAGAAUGAGUGGCUCAUUUAUAGUACCAAUUACUUUAUCACAUAUUAUUGCUUAAUAUCUUUUGCCUAUUUGUGCGUCCCACACUCUCUUAACUAGUUUUGAAUCUUCUAUUCUUUAUAAAUGACUUAACCAAGGUGACUAUCUUUGUUCAAUGAUUUCCAUCAGUUACAUAACCUCUAGAUCAUGUCCUAACCUAACCUAACUUUUUGUAAUACCUCUCAUACGCCUAAGAUAUUCCAUCUGUGCAGCUAAAUGCUUUAAAAACGUUCAGCUUUGUAUUUCUUACGAGUGUAAUUGUAUUUGAACUGUUGGUAGUUCUUUAAUAAUGUCUGCAUCUUCAUUACCUGUCCUAUUUGGGUACCAUAACUGCAGUCUUCUUUUUCUUCGAAAUGCUUUAGUGUAUUCCCCAAGUAUCAAAGUUUUGCAGUACAUCUUGGAGGUUUUCUGCUAUAAGGACUUCUGUAUAAUCUUCUAUCCAACGCAUACUCGUGGUUAUAAAAACUAUUACAUGGUUGAGAUUUCGUUUUUUAUCAAAAGCUUUCUUUAUAUCGAUAAAUCCAAUGAAUCCGAAUAAUGAAUCUGAAUCUCAGCGGAGGUCUUAAUUUAUUACUCUUACGAGUAGAUAAAAUGAAGAAAUAUGAAAUAAAAUACAAAAAAAAAUGAAAAACACGUAAAUUUGACACAAAAACAGUAUUUAUUUCUUUUAGUUCAUAAUACACAAUAGGUUAUUUCGAGUAACGUGAUUUGAAACGUCGGCCAUAUUGUCGUGGUGGACAAAAAAAGAUUUUGAUUCCAUAAAUGAGAUCAAACACUACUAUAACCAUAAUUUUAAUAUAAAUAACGUAAUAUUUGUCGUUGCAUCAUCCUAAAAUGACUUAUAUUAAUUGAAAAUCUCCCCGGAAAAUCGUUUUAGUUGGAUGCAGUGCUGCAACUGCACGAUGCGUCCAAAGUGUGCGCCAACAUUCACCUUUCAACGUUGGCUGAACGUUGGACGAAGGUUGAAUCCUAACCUUAACGUACAUAAAGAAAUGAAAACGUGGCAAAAAAGUGAUAAACAGAAAAAAAAACAAGUAUAAAGUGUUCCAAUGUUGGGGACUUUCCUUGGCUAACGUUGGUAGCAAAACAUUGUUCGAAUGACAUGCGCACUACGACCUCACGAUACGUCCAAUCAUACCAACGUUGGAAGUAUUGGACGCAUGUUGUGGUACCAACUGUAUAUUGAGAAGGGAGAGGGUUUGUUUUACCGAAAAACCAAGAAAUAGAGCGUGGAAUAUAUUUACGACGUCAAAUCAUAGGGCUCCAAUUAAAAAAAAGUGUCUUCUGUGUCACCCUGCACAUUAAAAAUAAAAUUUGAACAAAAAAAUCGAUUCCUCAUAAAAAAAUAAUGGGGGUUAACGCUUAUUUUUGUAACGAUGUUUUGGCUGACCAAUUUCUUUUUUAGUUUGUUAGAUUUAGGUGAAAAAAUAACAAAACAUUUUUAUUUAAUAUAAAUUAAGUAUUUUAACAAGUUUAAUUGUUUAUAUUAACGUUUAUUAUAGAUAAUUUAGAAUUUCCUUUGUGAUAAUAAUAAUUUUACGAUUCUGGUAGCAAUAAAAAUUGUAAACUAUGAGAUAAAAAUAGAUUUCCAAAGGAAUUUCUACAGGCUGAUUGUACUCGAAUUCUUUCAAUUGAUUAAUUAAUAAAUCUUGUAGUACAAUUUCAUAAAAUCGCUACUAUAAUUUAUUCAUACAUACUUCAUCUUCAUCAUCAUCUUCAUCUUCAUCAACAUCAUCAUUAUCAAGCCUUUCAAUCCUUUGGAUUAUGAUGCUUUAGAAUCCUUUUUUGAGAUGGAUUACUCUUCGUUUUCUAUUUUUGUUUUCUUUAUAGUUUAUCGUUUGUCUUUGCUGCUUUUGUUAUUAUUUCCCAUACAUUUGGGUUCAUCUAUUUUGUUUCUCCAAGUCUUUCUCGGUCUGCCUCUUCUCCUUGACCACAAUGGGGUCCAUUGCGUUAUUUUUUCGAUCGUUUCAGUUGGUUUUCUUCCCAUUAUAUGCCCAACCCAGUUGAGUCUUUGUGGUUUUAUGUAUCUCACUAUAAUUUCUGCUUUUUUAUCUAUUUCAUCGUUUUUCUUUGCUCUCCUUUCUCUCUUCUAUGUAUUUAUAUGUUAUUAUCUUUCUCUAGGUUCUUUCAAGUUCUUCUUGAUUUCUUUUGAUGAUUACUGUUGUACAAUUCUAUUUUGCUUUGUUUCAAAAUUGUGUUGGUGAGUUUUCAGUUGGUUUUUCCCCUGUUUUCAUAUAUUUUUUCUGCAUUUAUUUCCAGUCUAUAAUUAAUUGCUUCUUCUUCUAAUUUGUUGAUCGCCUUUAUUAAUUCCCUCUCUCCAUUUGCUUUGUGUGCGCUUUCUCUGAUGUUGAUGAUGUUUUUUUGGAAUUCCUCGUCUUUCUAAUUCUUCUAUUCCGUUAUUUCCUCUAUUUAUUUUCUAUUAUUUGGUCUGGAGUGUGGAUCUUCCUAAAGCCGUUUUGAUAAUCCCCUAGUUCUUUCUCUGCGAGUCCUUUCAAGCAGGGUUAUGGCUCUAUAAUUUUCACACAAAUCUUUAUUGCCUUUCUCAAAUAUUGGCGUGAUUAUGCCUGUGCUCCACUCGUCUGGGAUUUUGUUUUAUUUCCAUAUCUGCUCUAGUAGUUGAUGAAUAUGUAGAUAGAUACUUCAAUUGACCAAAUUUCAUCAUUUGUAAUUAUAAAAUUGAGAUUGAUCUGCAAUUCAGUCCAGUAUAAACGUCACUGACUUACGCCGAUAAAUUAGACCCUAAACUUGUCCUUAUACAAGGUGGAACUAACUACCGGUUAAAGAUAUAAAGAAAAAUGGUGCCAGAAAUUUAUUAAUUUAAUGUAUUUAUGAAUAAAUUAUAAAUUUUUGUAAGUCUCCUUAAUGGUUCACUUAUACUCGUUUAUCAAUAAUUUUGCGUGAAUGAAACGUAUUUAAAUUAAAUAAUUUACUUUUUUAUAUUUCAGUCAAUAUGUCAAUAAUUAAAUCUAAUUUUAUUUUGACAUAUUUCGGCUCUGAAUUAGACUAUAAACAAUUAAAAUUAGUUAGUAAUUUGGGGUUUAAUAACUGCACAAUGUUUCAAUUUAAUAACAAAUAAUGUUAUACAGAGUGAUCCAUUUAGAGAAGUACACGUUUUGAAUCUCCUAGUACAUUAAACAUUAUUUUAUCUACAACACGUGCACUGUCCAAAAUCUCGAUAUUUUUAUGCUAUUUUGGAUAUUUUUUUUUCAUUUUUUAUAACCCAUUUCUGGACACUUUUCAAUUCUAUGUCUAUUAUGUAUCUUGAGCUUGCACGAUUAACAAUCAAUUUGAAUUUAUUUUGAAUUGAAAAUAUUUUAGGUAUUGUUUCGAUUUUCAAAUUUUCAAUUUUUAUAGUGUCCACAUUUUAAAAACUCAUAAUCACCCUAUAUAUUGAUACUGUAUCAGUAGCCGGUUUAUAAAAAAAUUUUGCUAAGAAUUUGGUUACUUUUCUCUACUUUUUUUAAUUUAUACUCACUUUUACUCAUCACUGUAUCUACUUUAGAAAAUAAUUAGAUACCUGAUCACUUAGUCAAAAUCACCACGAAACGAAAUUGAUCUCACAACACUGAAUUAAUUAGUGUGUUAGGUUACGAUUGCUGGUGAUGUCCCAAACCAAUUAAAACCGGUUAUAUCUGCUUAUAAUCAGUAUGUCAUUACCUCAGUUGCGAGUGUAUCUGCGUAUAGGUCAGAAAAUCAUGGUUAACAUUUAGGAUGGUCCUUAAAAUACAAAUCAUAAUUUUAUAAAAACCAGAAAAAAAAUUUUCAGCGUGGAAAGAUAUUUAUAUAUACAGGGAUAUCAAAUAAGUGUAAUUAGACGAAGUGAAGGUGUAUUUCUGUGAUCAGAUUAUAUCCACCACCCUUCUGAACAGAUGUUUAAGGGCUUUUCUCACAACAAAUGGAUCUGGAGGCUAGAAAAUACUAUCUUGAUGAAUAUUUCUUGUAACAAGCAUGCUAAAAUGAUUUCUAUUAAUAAACACACCUCUAUGAUUGCUAGAAAUGUGGCUACAGCUGUUGGUGUUGGAAAAUCCAGUGUGUCUCCAAAAAGAAAAGGAAAAUCAACUCAAGAACAGAUAAAAUUUUAAUAAAAAAAUGACCGGGAAGCAAGUAAACCCAGAAAAUAAUGGCAAACCUUUAGGAAGGUUCAUAAAAUACCAAUUAUAGGCUGUUAAUGACCAGAAAAAAUCGAUUUCAGGUGGGAAAAGAUAUUUAUAUAUACAGGGAUAUCAAAUAAGUGUAAUUAGACGAAGUGAAGGUGUAUUUCUGUGAUCAGAUUAUAUCCACCACCCUUCUGAACAGAUGUUUAAGGGCUUUUCUCACAACAAAUGGAUCUGGAGGCUAGAAAAUACUAUCUUGAUGAAUAUUUCUUCUAACAAGCAUGCUAAAAUGAUUUCUAUUAAUAAACACACUUCUAUGAUUGCUAGAAAUGUGGCUACAGCUGUUGGUGUUGGAAAAUUCAGUGUGCCUCCAAAAAGAAAAGGAAAAUCAACUCAAGAACAGAUAAAAUUUUAAUAAAAAAAUGACCGGGAAGCAAGUAAACCCAGAAAAUAAUGGCAAACCUUUAGGAAGGUUCAUAAAAUACCAAUUAUAGGCUGUUAAUGACCAGAAAAAAUCGAUUUCAGGUGGGAAAAGAUAUUUAUAUAUACAAGGAUAUCAAAUAAGUGUAAUUAGACGAAGUGAAGGUGUAUUUCUGUGAUCAGAUUAUAUCCACCACCCUUCUGAACAGAUGUUUAAGGGCUUUUCUCACAACAAAUGGAUCUGGAGGCUAGAAAAUACUAUCUUGAUGAAUAUUUCUUGUAACAAGCAUGCUAAAAUGAUUUCUAUUAAUAAACACACCUCUAUGAUUGCUAGAAAUGUGGCUACAGCUGUUGGUGUUGGAAAAUCCAGUGUGUCUCCAAAAAGAAAAGGAAAAUCAACUCAAGAACAGAUAAAAUUUUGAUAAAAAAAUGACCGGGAAGCAAGUAAACCCAGAAAAUAAUGGCAAACCUUUAGGAAGGUUCAUAAAAUACCAAUUAUAGGCUGUUAAUGACCAGAAAAAAUCGAUUUCAGGUGGGAAAAGAUAUUUAUAUAUACAGGGAUAUCAAAUAAUUGUAAUUAGACGAAGUGAAGGUGUAUUUCUGUGAUCAGAUUAUAUCCACCACCCAUCUAGAGUGGUGGAUGUGAUGUUUAAUGUUUUUUCCCACCUUUAUGACUGCUACAGUUACAUAUACAGCUGUUGGUGUUGGAAAAUCAAGUGUGUCUUCCAAAAAAAAAAGGAAAAUGUGGGCGCAAAGGAAAAACAACACAAAACAGAUGAAUUUUUUAUAAAAAAUAGCAAACUAAAUCCAUUAAAGACAAGCACAGACCUUCGAAGGGAUUUCCUGGAUUAUAAUAUUGAAGUGAUUACGGAUAUUGACUGAAACUUAGAAAAUGAUCAUAAAAUAUUAAGCUUGUUCCAUAAAAUACCAAUCAUGGGCUGUUAAGAACUGAAUAUGAAUUAAUUUACUGUAGUGAAGUUUCCGUGGAAUAAUAUUAAUCUACAAAUAAAGCUCCAGUUGGGUUUUUUCCAUAUUUUAUCCACCAAUUUAGUAACUGACAGAUGAGGAAUGUUGGCAAUAGUGAGAAAUGAAUAUAAAAGACUUGAUUGGUUUUGUAUUUUUUGCGUAGACCAAAAAAUUUUAUUUAAAAUCUGGUUCAUAAAUCAACAUCAACAUAAACAUUUAAUGUUUAUUUUGAUAUGAUAGUUUUUGUUGAUUAGGAUGAGGAUAUUGAUCUUCAAUAUGAAAGUAGGCCUUCUGUAGCAAGGGACAAUUUUGAUAAAUGAGAUUUUUAUACUAUAUUCAAUCUUUUCUUUCAUUUCCUAUUAUAUUUUUUGAUUUGUUAGCAAAACUCAACAGUAAAUGUCCUUCUUCAAAAAUAAAAUUGCUGCCUCGCUUCUUAAUAUUAGUACCUUUUUCUUUUAAAUAAAUUUCGCUCACGAAAAUCAGUCAACAUUCUCAAAGCUUACGCAGACCGGAAAUCAAAUAAGUUUCAAUAUUUAGAUUCAGUUCAAAUCCUCAAAUUGCUGUUCUACGGGUCUUCUUGCAGUUAACUCGCUUAUCUAACAGUUGAAAGUAAGAUUAACAAUUCUACCAACAGAUAAAAAAUAAAGAAAAAUAAAAAACCCUAACGGGGCGAAAAUCACACGCCACUAGGUGGCGCUAAAUUUGGCUUCUACAGCGGUGUUUGAUGAUGUUCAGUUUUUUAUUAUUGUAGGAUUUUCUUUUUAUAAUUUCCGUUAUUUCCUAAACGUGUUUGUGUUUGAGAAUCGGUCUAAAAAGGACGAAAAUUGAAAAAACCCUUCCUAACAUCUUAAAAACAACUAGUAUAUUUGUAAAACUAAAACUUUUACAGCGUUUCUGUUGUUUUGAAGUGCACCUUAUGGAUGUGUGGUUAGUUUGAAAGAAAAUUAACAGAUGUCGCCCACUUUGUAAUUACAAUGAUUCUUCUUCUUUACCAAAUCACUUUGAUUCGUUUGAUUUUACAUUAUGUAAACUAAUCAAUUUAGUUACAACAACUAUAAAAAUUGUUCUAUAAAUAAUUCGAAAGUAAAUUUGAAAAUACAAACAUAAUAUUUAUAGAUUUUAAUUAAUAUCACGCUAAAAUUAAUUCCUAUUUUUAACAUUUAAAUUGCACAUUUAAGCUAAGAUAGAUAAAUAUCAAAACAAUUUCGAUAUCUAUAUUUGGUAUAUAUUGUGAAAUAAUAUUUUUUGUAACAAAAGUUCAACUUCUAUCACGAGUUUAAAAUAGAACAAAUAAUGUAAUUUAUUUUUAGUUACACAUAGUACUUUAUUGAAUUCCUGUUUCUCCAAUUAAAUGAGGAAUUGAAUCAAAUAUUUUAUUGAACAGAAAUUAAAAUUGUUGAAAAUUACAAGAAUUAUGUUUAAAAAUAAGUCGUAGACUUGGUGUUUGCUGCAGAAUCGGACUGGGGAUGAUCUUGAGCUUUUUCCCAUUCUUUUCUUCACUCUCCUCCAUUUUGUGUUUGUACUCAAAUACUUUUCAAUUUUAACUUAAAUGAAAAGCAAAUUAAACCCACUAGAAACGCGUUACCCCACGCUACUUGUCGAAUAUGUGUGCUUAUGUUUUUGAAUGGCGUGGCGUAGCGUGGAGUAGCUGAGUGUUUACUCAGACAAUUGAAUUAAAUGGAAAAACAUAUGCACACAUAUGUCUAUUAUUUUAAUGAAUUUGUCGGGCUUUAGAAUAUAGACUUACAGUGUAUUAAAGCUGAAAUUUUGCUCAAUUUUCAAUCUAUUUAUGAAAAGUGUAACAUAUGAGGGAAAUAUUCCGGUUUUUUCUUUAAAUAAAUGUUCGUGAAUUGUUAUUAAAACAAAACAAUCCAGUCUUAGGCCGCCUGUGUGCUAAGAUCAUACAAAUUAUUUUUGUGACAAAAUCGACACAUUCUUGUUAAUUUAAAUUUUUUAAAACCUGAUUUUUUUUGAAAAAAACUGCCAUUUGAGUGCCCUAAGAAACUUAAUUAUAGACAAAAAAUCAUUUAUUGAUAUUUAUAAUUAAAAAUAAAGAGGAACAUGAUUCUGUAGAAGCAAUAUUUUGUAAACAAACGGUCAGUUAUUGUUAGAGACUUUCUUUUACAAAAACAACUUUUUUUAACAAAAUCCAAAACGUCAAUUGUCGUUAGAGAUUUUCUUUUACGUUAACAAACCCUCAGAUGUCGUUAGAAACUUUUUUUUACAAAAUCCAAACCGUCAAUUGUCGUUAGAGACUUUCUUUUACUUAAACAAACCGUCAGAUGUCGUUAGAAACUUUUUUUUACAAAAUCCAAACCGUCAAUUGUCGUUAGAGACUUUCUUUUACUUAAACAAACCGUCAGAUGUCGUUAGAAACUUUUUUUUACAAAAUCCAAAACGUCAAUUGUCGUUAGAGAUUUUCAUUUACGUAAACAAACCGUCAGAUGUCGUUAGAAACUUUUUUUUACAAAAUCCAAACCGUCAAUUAACGUUAGAGACUUUCUUUUACUUAAACAAACCGUGAGAUGUCGUUAGAAACUUUUUUUUACAAAAUCCGAACCGUCGGUUGUCGUUAGAAACUUUUUUUUACAAAAUCCAAACCGUCAGAUGUCGUUAGAAACUUUUUUUUACAAAAUCCAAACCGUCAAUUGUCGUUAGAGACUUUCUUUUACUUAAACAAACCGUCAGAUGUCGUUAGAAACUUUUUUUUACAAAAUCCAAAACGUCAAUUGUCGUUAGAAAUUUUCAUUUACGUAAACAAACCGUCAGAUGUCGUUAGAAACUUUUUUUUACAAAAUCCAAACCGUCAAUUGUCGUUAGAGACUUUCUUUUACUUAAACAAACCGUCAGAUGUCGUUAGAAACUUUUUUUUACAAAAUCCAAACCGUCAAUUGUCGUUAGAGACUUUCUUUUACUUAUACAAACCGUCAGAUGUCGUUAGAAACUUUUUUUCACAAAAUCCAAAACGUCAAUUGUCGUUAGAGACUUUCUUUUACUUAUACAAACCGUCAGAUGUCGUUAUAAACUUUUUUUUACAAAAUCCAAACCGUCAAUUAACGUUAGAGACUUUCUUUUACUUAAACAAACUGUCAGAUGUCGUUAGAAACUUUUUUUUACAAAAUCCAAACCGUCAAUUGUCGUUAGAGACUUUCUUUUACUUAUACAAACCGUCAGAUGUCGUUAGAAACUUUUUUUCACAAAAUCCAAACCGUCAAUUAACGUUAGAGACUUUCUUUUACUUAAACAAACCGUCAGAUGUCGUUAGAAACUUUUUUUUACAAAAUCCAAACCGUCGGUUGUCGUUAGAAACUUUUUUUUACAAAAUCCAAACCGUCAGAUGUCGUUAGAAACUUUUUUUUACAAAAUCCAAACCGUCAAUUGUCGUUAGAGACUUUCUUUUACGUAAACAAACCGUCAGAUGUCGUUAGAAACUUUUUUUUACAAAAUCCAAACCGUCAAUUGUCGUUAGAGACUUUCUUUUACUUAAACAAACCGUCAGAUGUCGUUAGAAACUUUUUUUUACAAAAUCCAAACCGUCAAUUGUCGUUAGAGACUUUCUUUUACUUAUACAAACCGUCAGAUGUCGUUAGAAACUUUUUUUCACAAAAUCCAAAACGUCAAUUGUCGUUAGAGAUUUUCAUUUACGUAAACAAACCGUCAGAUGUCGUUAGAAACUUUUUUUUACAAAAUCCAAAACGUCAAUUGUCGUUAGAGAUUUUCAUUUACGUAAACAAACCGUCAGAUGUCGUUAGAAACUUUUUUUUACAAAAUCCAAACCAUCAAUUGUCGUCAGAGACUUUCUUUUACUUAAACAAACCGUCAGAUGUCGUUAGAAACUUUUUUUUACAAAAUCCAAACCGUCGGAUGUCGUUAGAGACUUUCUUUUACGUAAAUAAACAGUCAGUUGUCGUUUGAGACUUUCUUUUAGAAAAACAAACUGUCAAUUGUCGUUAGCAAUUUUUUCAAGAUGGUGGUCACGGGGUAUAACCUGUGACCACCAUCUUAAGAAAUUGAAAAUAUUAUCCACGGUUUCCAAUUAUUGAUCACUAAUGUUCAAGAUACAGCAAGCUACAUUCUUGAACGUUCCUAAAAAUAUUAAAAAAUAACAAAAACCAAGAAUGCGUGUUUAGUGUACAGGAUGUUAUCAAAAAUAUCAGAAUAUCGUUGAAAUUUAAUAUUGAUCAUAUAAAUUGAUAAAUUGAUCGUAUAAAAGUGUUAAAACCUCGGUAAACUGAAUAAAUUUAGUUCCUACAUGAGUUAAGACAAGUUGGCAUUAGAAACUUUGGAAUAUUAAGUAGCGCAACCGCAGUAGUAUGUUGUAGUUGAUUUUAAGGUGUGAGUGUUAAAUUAUUGAAAGAAUGUAAUGCGCACAAAGCACAAAUAAAAAUGUGAAUGAAUCGCUCAUUAAUGAAGGAAGACAGGGAACCAACGUACUCAGUACAACCAACUUCAAAUUAGAAAAAUCACUAAAAACGAUGCUAUGUAAAGGCGUUUUUCCCACAAAUCGAUUGCGCUACUUAAUUUUUCAAUUUAUUCUAUAAUAGAUGUUAUUGUUGCAAUUUAUAUCAAUUUUAUCAUGUUUUUUAAACAAUCUGUGCGAAUACCUCCUCUCUAACAUUUUCUUCCUGUCUCUCAAUGUCCACUCAAAGCAAUAUAUUUUAGGAAAUGGUAUUUUUACUAUAACUAUGACAGAUUUAUAGUUUUUUAGAAAGUGAUAUACAUAUGCCAUGUUAAUUGUUACAACGAAUAACAAUUUAUCUGUGUUUUUAUUUAUUGUAUUAUUUUUCUUUAUUCGAAAAGACUUGAAAAAUAUAUUAAUCAGUGUUGAAAA
Molecule: messenger RNA, 12999 nt
Organism: Diorhabda carinulata
Lineage: Eukaryota; Metazoa; Arthropoda; Insecta; Coleoptera; Chrysomelidae
Gene: Gbs-76A
Product: glycogen-binding subunit 76A
Exons: 4
Coding region: 319-1806 (495 amino acids)
Biological process (GO): regulation of glycogen biosynthetic process
Cellular component (GO): protein phosphatase type 1 complex
Molecular function (GO): glycogen binding; protein phosphatase 1 binding
Source: RefSeq, a predicted model, not a curated record